Sordaria macrospora k-hell is the source of this 660-nucleotide messenger RNA. RefSeq lists its product as uncharacterized. Gene Ontology annotation, biological process: mitochondrial respiratory chain complex II assembly; protein-FAD linkage; tricarboxylic acid cycle. NCBI's taxonomy places the organism in Eukaryota, Fungi, Ascomycota, Sordariomycetes, Sordariales, Sordariaceae. The record is from RefSeq and is a predicted model, not a curated record. Gene Ontology annotation, cellular component: mitochondrion.
AUGGCUUCCUCUCUUCGCGCCCUCCGGCCCGCGGCCGCCACCUUUGCGCGCGCCUCUGCCGCCGUGCGCCCCGCCACCUCUGUCGCCAGCAGAUACAUCAUUGCCUUUUCGCGAUCGGCCAGCAACGACAGCACGGACAGCCAGCAAAAGAGGGAUCUCGACGUCGGUGAACUGCAAGGCGCUACUUUCAAGAUCGAGCCGCUCCGGAGAGUCGGCGAGGACCCGGCCACCAUGCGGGCGCGUCUUCUUUACCAAUCCCGCAAGCGCGGCACCCUCGAAUCGGACCUCAUCCUCUCCACCUUCGCCCAGUCCCACCUGCAAUCCAUGACUCCGGAGCAGCUCAAGCAAUACGACCUCUUCCUCGACGAAAAUGACUGGGACAUUUACUACUGGGCCACGCAGGAACCCCCCUUGCCGGGCCAGGAGAACCAGCACUUGCAGAACAGCGAGGCCCUUUCAGAGAAGGAGCAGUUGCCGCCCAACCCGCGCUCGGGCGAGUGGGCGCAGACGAUCGGCACGUUCAAGCCUGCCUACAGACCGGUGCCCGCGCGGUGGAAGGGGAGCGAGAUUUUGGAGCUGUUGAGGCAGCAUGUUAAGGAUAAGGGCAUGGGGAGGAAGGGCGGGAUGGCGUUUAUGCCUAGGUUGGAGGAGUAUAAGUGA